Molecule: messenger RNA, 3123 nt
Organism: Piliocolobus tephrosceles (Ugandan red Colobus)
Lineage: Eukaryota; Metazoa; Chordata; Mammalia; Primates; Cercopithecidae
Gene: OMG
Product: oligodendrocyte myelin glycoprotein
Exons: 2
Coding region: 1435-2757 (440 amino acids)
Biological process (GO): neuron projection regeneration
Molecular function (GO): protein binding
Source: RefSeq, a predicted model, not a curated record
CAAACCUGCACGUUGUGCACCUGUACCCUAGAACUUAAAGUAUAAUAAAAAAAAGAAAAUAAACUUCAAAUUUUAAUACAACAAAUUCUAUUUGUGAUAUAAUCUAAAUAAUGCUAAUAUAAUUUAGAGAAAAAACAAAGGAUUUAGUGACAAGGCAUAAAGGGAUUUUCCUUACAUAUAAUAUGCUAAAUAUUACUCGUUUUUAAAUGGUGCCACUUGGUAACGAAAAUACCGUUAACUUUAUUUGCUUGCUUUAAAGUAAACUGGCCAUUCUGGAAAUCAGAUUUGUGUUUUAACAGAUUUACACGAGCAGUCCACUGAAGAGUGGAGCAAAAUUUAUCAUAAAUUUGACCUCAUUUUAUAAAACUCAUGAUGAAAAAUUUUCCUCUUACAUUAUUUCAUGUAAUUUUAAAACUAUAAACUACUUUCCCAGAAAGUUGAAAUGUGCAAUACUCUGAAAUCGCCUAAAUUGAUACUGUUAUUCUUAAAACAUAAAAUCAAAUAAAUGAUCAUUCAUAUAGCACCAAAAAUGUCUUUGGAAAAAACAAUACUCAUAUCCACUUACCAUCCAAGGUUUCAUAAAGAAAAAAAACUUUAACCCCAAAUAUAUAAAAUAAAACACGUUUAUUUUACCAUAGGAACUGAUAAUCUGAAGUAUAAGAUGCUAAUUUCCAAAUGUAUCCUGGCUUGUGUAUAGCCUUGGUCAAAUGAUCCAUUGUAUCAGAAAGAUAAAGAAAAAAUAAUCAUAUUUCAGUAAUUCUAUACAUCCUAAAAGGGAAGAUGGCACAUUUAAGUGGUUGAUAAAUUUGAAAAGCUGAUUAAACAUAAUAAUCACCAUGUUGGAGGAAGAUAUAAAAAUCGGAGAACAGAUUUUUUUAAUAUUAAAAAUGUGACACAAAAAUUAUACCAUUUUAGAAAGGAAUAUAAAAAGGCAAGAGUUAAAAAUAGUGGGACUAAUAUCAUAGAAAACUAUCCAUGAGGAAGGUCAAAUUCAUUUUCAACAUGUAAAAAGGAUAAAGAGUAGAGGUAUUUAAAAAGAUUCUUCAUGAGACAAAUGUUAAAAUAUGGAACCCAAUCUCAGACAAAUACAUAGAAAGGAGUAAGCGCCAACUCUAAUAUGCAUAAGGUAUCCCAUCCUAUAGCAAAUCAGAUAUAUAGGUACACUUGAUGCCGUAAAUUUUUUUAAAAAUUGUCUAUUUUGUUGUGUGUGCACCAUAAAUUUGAGUCAGCACCAGCGACAGCUCUGCAGUCCUCCUAUGUGGUACUGAUCAGGUGGUUGCAGAGCUUCAGCUCACAGCAACACAAUGCAGCUGAGCAGGCAAGCACAGCCCACAGCCAGAAACAGUUCCGACUCUCCAGAACAAGACGACCUUUAAGCUUUAAGUUUCCCGGAGAAAAUGAGAUGCUGAUGUUGAAGACGACACUACGGCUUUGAUGGAAUAUCAGAUAUUGAAAAUGUCUCUCUGCCUGUUCAUCCUUCUGUUUCUCACACCUGGUAUUUUAUGCAUUUGUCCUCUGCAAUGUAUAUGCACAGAAAGGCACAGGCAUGUGGACUGUUCAGGCAGAAACUUGACUACAUUACCAUCUGGACUGCAAGAGAAUAUUAUACAUUUAAACCUGUCUUAUAACCACUUUACUGAUCUGCAUAACCAGUUAACCCAAUAUACCAAUCUGAGGACCCUGGACAUUUCAAACAACAGGCUUGAAAGCCUGCCUGCUCAGUUACCUCGGUCUCUGUGGAACAUGUCUGCUGCUAACAACAACAUUAAACUUCUUGACAAAUCUGAUACUGCUUAUCAGUGGAAUCUUAAAUAUCUGGAUGUUUCUAAGAAUAUGCUGGAAAAGGUUGUCCUCAUUAAAAAUACACUAAGAAGUCUUGAGGUUCUCAACCUCAGUAGUAACAAACUUUGGACAGUUCCAACCAACAUGCCCUUCAAACUACAUAUCGUGGACCUGUCUAAUAAUUCUUUGACACAAAUCCUUCCAGGUACAUUAAUAAAUCUGACAAAUCUCACGCAUCUCUACCUGCACAACAAUAAGUUCACAUUCAUUCCAGACCAAUCUUUUGACCAACUCUUUCAGUUGCAAGAGAUAACCCUUUACAAUAACAGGUGGUCAUGUGACCAUAAACAAAACAUUACCUACUUACUGAAGUGGAUGAUGGAAACAAAAGCCCAAGUGAUAGGGACUCCAUGUUCUACCCAAAUAUCAUCUUUAAAGGAACAUAACAUAUAUCCCACACCUUCUGGAUUUACCUCAAGCUUAUUCACAGUAAGUGGGAUGCAGACAGUGGAUACCAUUAACUCUCUGAGUGUGGUAACUCAACCCAAAGUGACCAAAAUCCCCAAACAAUAUCGAACAAAGGAAACAACGUUUGGUGCCACUCUAAGCAAAGACACCACCUUUACUAGCACUGAUAAGGCUUUUGUGCCCUAUCCAGAAGAUACAUCCACAGAGACUAUCAAUUCACAUGAAGCAGCAGCUGCAACUCUAACUAUUCAUCUCCAAGAUGGAAUGGUUACAAACACAAGCCUCACUAGCUCAACAAAAUCAUCCCCAACACCCAUGACCCUAAGUAUCACUAGUGGCAUGCCAAAUAAUUUCUCUGAAAUGCCUCAACAAAGCACAACCCUUAACUUACGGAGGGAAGAGACAACCACAAAUGUAAAGACUCAAUUACCUUCUGUGGCAAAUGCUUGGAAAGUAAAUGCUUCAUUUCUCUUAAUGCUCAAUGUUGUGGUCAUGCUGGCUGUCUGAGGGUCCGCAUUUUCUGAAACUCAUGAAAGCACUCCUCCCUGAUGUACAGUUGGGAAAAUAUGUCCAUAUCUAACCAGUGAUUCAAGCUAUAUUAAGUAUUCAAGAAAGCCAGUCUUAACAUUUCUGACUCUGAUGUAAAUGAAGUAACUUGUCUUAAAUAAAAGAAAUGCACAAUGCCUUGGUACUUGCUGCUAUUUUACUGUCUUAAUUAAGUAAACUAAUGAGUUUCUUUUAUAAAAAAAAGAAAUGUUUUCUUUUUAAGGCUUCAAUUUAUUGCACAAAAUAUAAAGCAUCUAAACUUUAAUAUGUAUUUUAUGUAUGUUUACACUGUCAAACAUCUGGAAAAUAAAAGGUCUAUGCUCAUAA